AUGUUCUGCAAAGCCUCCCUCGUCACCGUCGCCCUCGCCCUUAUGGCUGUCGCGAGUCCUCUCCAGGACACCGGCAUCGCCGUCCCCUUCGCGAAGCGUUCCUCCCUUACGAACGCUGACGGCACCUUCAACCACGAGAAGGCCAUCCUGUCGACCAUCCAGACCAAGAACAAGCACCGCGCGAACCUGAUCAACUUGGAGAAGAACGUCGGACGUCACGUCUUCAAGGAGGGCGCCGAGAUCAAGCCCCUCGCGGUCGUCCCGGCGAGCCUCUCCAAGCGUCAGAAGGAGGCGCUCACGGAUGAGGACGAGGACACCGAGUGGGCCGGCACGAUCUCCAUCGGCACCCCCGCUCAGAAGUUCUUGAUCGACUUCGACACCGGCUCCUCCGACCUGUGGAUCCCCUCGUCUUCUUGCAAGAGCUCGACUUGCUCCUCGAAGAAGAAGUACACCGCGUCUUCUUCGUCGACCGGCACGAAGAAGAGCGGCUCCUUCUCCAUCGAGUACGGCGAUGGCUCGACUGUUUCCGGCCCCGUUUACACCGACUCUGUCACUGUCGCUGGUGUGACGGUUACGAAGCAGUACUUCUCGCCCGUGACCACCCUCUCGAGCUCCUUCGCCGACGACCCUAUCGAUGGCCUCCUGGGUCUCGCGUACCCCGCCAUCUCCAACCUCAACCAGAACCCCUUCUUCAACACCGCCAUGUCGCAGGACUCGGUCUCGAAGGGCUCCUUCGGUUUCAAGCUCGCCUCCACCGGCUCUGAGCUUUACCUCGGCGGCGCGAACAGCAAGCUCUACACGGGUUCGAUCGAGCCCCACUCCGUCGACACCUCGACCGGCUUCUGGCAGAUCACCGGCGCGAAGGCGUUCGUCGGCUCGACGACCGCCAACUCCGGCUUCGAGACCAUCAUCGACAGCGGCACCACGAUCAUGUACGGCCCUCCCGCCGCCAUCAAGACCUUCUACAGCAAGGUCAGCGGCUCCGCCGUGUUCGACUCCGAGAACGGCUACUACUCGUUCCCGUGCAAGUCGGCGCCCUCCGUCUCCUUCAGCUGGGGCGGGAAGAAGUGGGCCAUCACGGCCGACAACUUCAGCCUGGGUGAGACCACCACGGGCUCGGGCAAGUGUGUCGGCGCGCUCGCAGGCCAGGACAUCGGCCUCGGGAGCAACGUAUGGCUGCUCGGCGACAGCUUCAUGAAGAACGUCUACACCGUGUUCUCCUUCGACGACGACACCGUCGGUUUCGCCACCCUCGCUUGAUUGGUUUGCUGCAUUUCUUGUGUAUCAUGUAUUUACAAGACUGGACGAUACCCCGUCCCCCGCCAUAGACCGCAAGCAUGUGUCGUGUAGUUCUAAAUGCAAUCACCAUCAUGAUAUGUUU
Trametes versicolor FP-101664 SS1 is the source of this 1381-nucleotide messenger RNA. Its product is annotated as acid protease. Bases 1 to 1260 code for a protein of 419 amino acids. The record is from RefSeq and is a predicted model, not a curated record. Gene Ontology annotation, molecular function: aspartic-type endopeptidase activity. The transcript has 5 exons. Lineage: Eukaryota; Fungi; Basidiomycota; Agaricomycetes; Polyporales; Polyporaceae. Gene Ontology annotation, biological process: proteolysis.